This is a messenger RNA of Penicillium paradoxum, 552 nucleotides long. RefSeq names its product N-acetylglucosaminyldiphosphodolichol N-acetylglucosaminyltransferase catalytic subunit ALG13 (gene alg13). The record is from RefSeq and is a predicted model, not a curated record. Bases 1 to 552 code for a protein of 183 amino acids. Gene Ontology annotation, molecular function: hexosyltransferase activity. Lineage: Eukaryota; Fungi; Ascomycota; Eurotiomycetes; Eurotiales; Aspergillaceae. Gene Ontology annotation, cellular component: extrinsic component of endoplasmic reticulum membrane; UDP-N-acetylglucosamine transferase complex. Gene Ontology annotation, biological process: dolichol-linked oligosaccharide biosynthetic process. The transcript is spliced from 3 exons.
AUGAAGAUGUGCUUUGUGACCGUGGGAGCCACAGCCUCCUUUAAGAAACUACUUGAACAAGUGCUCAGCUCGCAAUUCCUCGAGAUUUUGGCUAAGCGAGAAUACACCCAUCUUCUUGUCCAGUAUGGUAAAGAUGGCCAACAAAUAUUCCAAAGCUUUGUCGACAGUGAGCAACCGUGCCACGGCAUCACUCUUGGGGGAUUCGACUUCCAGCCAAGCAUUGAUGACUACUUGAUGAUGACCGUGGAAAGAGAGCGCCAUGAUCAAAAGCGCGGCCUGAUUAUUUGUCAUGCUGGAACUGGGACUGUGCUGGCAGGACUUCGCCUCGGCACACCCUUGAUUGUGGUUCCCAAUACAGACCUUGCCGACAAUCACCAGCAGCAGCUUGCUGAUGUGCUCGAGGAGGGCAACUACGUCAUCAGUAGUUCGGUCCAGGACGUGGGCAGUGCCAUUGCCAGGGCCGAGGCUCAGAAAACUAAGAUAUUGUCAUUGCAGCCUGGGAAUACAACUCUUAGGGAGAGCAUGUCUGACGAAUUGGGGUUUUUGGAUUGA